Messenger RNA from Adineta ricciae, 2811 nucleotides. The record is from the annotation of a GenBank genome assembly. Lineage: Eukaryota; Metazoa; Rotifera; Eurotatoria; Adinetida; Adinetidae.
AUGUCAACGACUAAAACCCAACUUAUCGAUGGGAAAGAAAUCGCGAAGAAUAUUCGCGACAAAUGUCGAUUGAUGGUCGAAGAAAUUCGCAAUCAGCAGAAAGAUUUCAAACCUGGCUUUGCUGUUGUACAAGUGGGGAAUCGCGAAGAUUCAAAUGUGUAUAUUCGACAUAAAUUAAAAGCUGCUGAAGAAAUUGGAAUCGAUGCUCGACUUGUUCGUCUUGAUUCAUCAACAACCGAACCACAAUUAAUUCAACAAAUCGAACAACUUAAUAAUGAUCCAACCAUUCAUGGUAUUAUCGUCCAAUUACCAUUCGAUUCUGUUCAAACGAUCGACGCCAAUCGAAUUGCCAAUACCGUUUCACCAGAUAAAGACAUCGAUGGAUUAUCGGAUCUCAAUGCUGGUCUUCUAUCGCAUGGAAAUUUGGAUAAAUGCUUUGUUCCGUGCACACCAAACGGUUGUAUAGAAUUGAUUCGAGCAACUGGAACACAAAUCGAAGGUGCAAGAGCAGUGGUUGUCGGGCGAAGUAAAAUCGUCGGAACACCAAUGUUCGAACUACUUAAGCAUUACAAUGCUACGACAACAAUAUGUCAUUCAAAAACGAGAAAUAUUCAAGAUAUUAUCAAAGACGCAGACAUUGUUGUCGCUUGUUUGGGUAAACCGAAAUUCAUUUCAGGAUCAUGGAUAAAAGAAAAUGCUGUUGUUAUUGAUUGUGGUAUUACACCCGUACAAGGUGAAAAUGGUAAAACUAAAUUAUAUGGUGACGUCGAUUUGGAUUCCUGUCAAGGCGUUGCUUCAUGGAUAACACCCGUUCCAGGUGGUGUUGGUCCAAUGACUGUCGCUUUACUCAUGCAAAAUACCAUUACAGCUGCUCAACGUUAUUUGGAAACUUAUUGUUCAACUGAAUGGAAAUCUAUGACGUAUCUUCCAUUAACAUUAGAAACACCCGUUCCGUCCGAUUUGAACAUCGCGAAAAAACAAGUUCCUAAGGAUAUCAAACAACUAGCCAACGAAAUUCACAUACACAACAGCGAGUUAGAAUUGUACGGAACUAAAAAAGCCAAGGUUAAACUGAAUGUACUUGAACGUCUGAGAAAUGCUCCAAAUGGUAAAUAUGUUGUUGUUUCCGGCAUUACUCCAACACCAUUAGGAGAAGGAAAGAGUACAACAACGAUCGGUCUGUGUCAAGCUCUCGGUGCACAUUUAAAUAAGAAUGUAAUUGGUUGUUUACGUCAACCUAGUCAAGGACCGACAUUCGGUAUCAAAGGUGGUGCUGCUGGUGGCGGCUAUUCACAAGUCAUUCCGAUGGAAGAAUUUAAUUUACAUCUAACCGGUGAUAUUCAUGCAAUAACCGCUGCAAAUAAUCUCCUAGCAGCACAAAUUGAUGCACGAAUGUUUCAUGAGAAUACUCAAACUGAUCAGCAAUUGUUUAACCGUCUUGUACCGACGAUCGACGGUAAACGAACGUUUUCUGCCAUUCAACGAAAACGUUUGGAUAAAUUGAAAAUUCAUAAAACUGACCCGUCAACAUUGACUGAAGAGGAAAUCAAAGCAUUUGUUCGAUUAGAUAUCGACCCAACGACAAUUACAUGGCAACGAGUGAUUGAUACCAACGAUCGUUUCUUACGAAAAAUAACUAUUGGACAAUCACCAACGGAGAAAAAUUUCACUCGAGAAACCAACUUUGAUAUCACCGUGGCCAGCGAAAUCAUGGCUGUUCUGGCUCUAACGACUUCACUUGGUGAUUUACGUGAACGAUUAGGUCGAAUGGUUGUCGCAGCAAGUCGAGAUAGUGUACCGAUUACUGCAGAUGAUUUAGGUGUCGCCGGUGCACUGGCAGUACUGAUGCGCGAUGCCAUUAAACCGACUUUAAUGCAAACAUUAGAAGGCACACCGAUUCUUGUUCAUGCUGGACCGUUUGCAAACAUAGCACACGGAAAUUCAUCGAUCUUAGCCGAUCAAAUUGGCUUGAAACUCGUUGGUCCCGACGGAUAUGUCGUGACGGAAGCCGGUUUUGGUUUUGACAUUGGCUGUGAAAAAUUCAUGGAUAUCAAAUGUCGUUAUUCCGGUCUUGUACCCAAUUGUGUCGUUAUUGUUGCAACUAUGCGCGCAUUGAAACUCCAUGGUGGCGGACCAAAAGUAGAAGCAGGUUCGCCGAUUCCACCUGAAUAUGCUCAAGAAAAUUUACCAUUACUUGAACAUGGUACACAGAAUCUUGUUAAACAAAUUGAAAAUGCACGUCACUUCGGUGUACCAGUUGUCAUUGCUAUCAAUCGCUUCAAAACGGACACCCAAGCGGAAAUUGACUUGGUUAAACGCAUUGCAAUUGAAAAUGGCGCUUUUGAUGCAGUCAUGGCUGAUCAUUGGGCAAAAGGAGGAAGUGGAGCAACAGAUUUAGCUCGUGCUGUCGAGCAAGCAUGUUUACAAAAACCUGACUUUAAAUUCCUCUAUGACUUACAAUUACCCAUCGAAGAAAAAAUUCGUAUCAUUGCUCGUAAAAUCUACGGAGCGGAUGACAUCAAACUAUCUGAAAUGGCCGAAAAACGUAUUCAACUUUUUACUAAACAAGGCUUUAACGAUCUACCAAUAUGUAUGGCUAAAACACAUCUAUCAUUAUCGCAUGAUCCAUCAUUGAAAGGCUGUCCAAAAGGUUUUAUCUUACCUAUUCGUGAUAUUCGUGCUAGCAUUGGUGCUGGAUUUCUAUAUCCACUAGUUGGCGAAAUGUCAACUAUUCCAGGUUUACCAACCCGUCCAUGUUUCUAUGAUAUUGAUAUUGAUCCAAUCACCGAAGAAAUCUAUGGACUUUUCUAA